AUGGCAGUGCAUUUGACCAGACCCAAGUCCUCGAAAGGACGACGCAGGUCAACGAAAACGCUCACCUUUUUCCAAAACAACAGUGAAAGUAAUCCACAACAAAGCGCUACCGGAUCACUUGUUUCGGCCGAGUUUGGCGUGGGAGGACCGGAUAACCAGCCCCGUUCACAGUCAAGACCUGAGAUGCGGCAUUCUGGAUAUCUGAGCCAAAAUCAGAUUCAACAAAACGAGCUGCCGGACGGGUCUGCGGCUGGACAGUCCCUCAACAAGUACAAGGUUCUCCCGUCCAUAGAGAAAGAGAAAGGAAGGUCCAAACUCAGUCACAGCGAGAAUAAAGUAGUGCACAGUCUAAUACUCACCGGCAAGCAGAUUUUAAAGUCUGCAGAGGCAUGUGGUGAUGGAGGCCACACAAAAGGACAACUACUUGGCACCUGCAGCUCAAAGAAUGACAGAAUGGUGGCGCUAUCACCAGACACAAUGCUGCUGGCUAUCAAAGACCCAGGAGGAAGGAGGUUUGAGCAGUGUUUUCACUCAUCAGACACUUUGCUCAGCGUGAGGGCGAGUGCAGAGGUGACAUAUGGGGUGAAGUUUGGAGGAAACACAACAAUAGAGACCAUGGAGGUGCCUCGAAGGAGCUUUAAUGACAUGAGCCUGACUCUGGCCCAAUGCGGGAUCAGCAAUAAGUCUGUGCUCUGCAUCUUUCAACAGGAUGAGUGA
Molecule: messenger RNA, 717 nt
Organism: Periophthalmus magnuspinnatus
Lineage: Eukaryota; Metazoa; Chordata; Actinopteri; Gobiiformes; Gobiidae
Gene: ubxn10
Product: UBX domain protein 10
Exons: 2
Coding region: 1-717 (238 amino acids)
Molecular function (GO): protein binding
Source: RefSeq, a predicted model, not a curated record